AAGUUGCUUCCGACGUACACCAAUAUUUAUCUGACAAAGCCCGCGAAGUGUUUUUUUUUUGCUCAGGGAGACGCUAUAUAAGAAGCGAAUUUGUUUCGGAAGAUUUUUCAGUCGAGGCACUGGUUGUAUACGGUAUUCUGCUGAUUAAAUAAGCAGUCUUACUCGGUAAAAAUCCAACCACGUUUCUUAUCAGUUUCUUUAUUUCUAAAGAAACUCAUCUCCGUCUAAUUGUGUAUACCAGGAAAAGUAAAUGGCUACAUGACGAUCACAAUUACACUUGUCCAUUGAUUUUGGAAGGAUUGAAGAACUAUAUCACUGCGAUUAUUCACAGCGAGUAGGUUUUUUUUUAACAAUCUACCUUUUCUUUUUUGAACUGUGUUUAUUUUUUGUUAUUUAUUAAAUUGGGAGAAAAUGGUUUGAGGCCUGAACCUCUCCAAACAGCAUAGCAACGACACAAGGAACAUAUUUCGCUUGACCUAAGGUGAUUUUCUUGGCGACUACCGGCUCUACAGAUUGCGCUGAUAUCAAUUGCAGGGACCACAAACAUGGAAAGACAUUCAGCAAUUCUUUGGGUGAUCCUUAACCUGAUGUUAGUUCACUUUUCUCAUUGUAAAACGAAAACCAGUGCGAACGAUCUCGACCAUCAUAACGAUGGCACCGCCAUCGGGCUCGACCUGGAGCCUCCUCUUCAGUCGAUGUCGUCGCCGUCGUCGUUACAAGGUAAUCAAUUUAAUGAAGAAAGCGAAAUAAUACAAGGAGCCAAAGACAAACUGCUUCGCUCCAUUCUUAGGAGCACUGUUGUCGAGGUCAGUCGAUAUCUUCGUGUUAUCGAUGCUGCAUCAAACCACGAUUUAUCGUCUGCGGAUGAAACGACCGUGGAUGCGUACGCACCUUCAAAAGCUGCGGUGCUGGGAAGCGGAUUAUACACCGACCAAGAUGGUGCCGAUGUCGGGUCUCUUCUUAAGCGGAGUCAACCUGCCCCGUUGAGGAAACGACAACUGAACGCGCUUGAGAGAGCUGUGAUUCGUCAAGAGAUCCUGCGUCGACUGGAAGAGAGCAAGAACCCCAUGGAAAUGCCGAUCGGACUUCGUUUCCGGAGAGUGGACGGGACCGGUGGCCUUUCCAGUCACUAUCCCUUCGUUCCUUUUGUGGACUCCUUCUUCCCGACAUCGCAUCGCCUCGGCUACGGGCCUUCUGCCCUGGCAACAAGACAUUCAUCGUGGAAUACUUUCCUAAAUACGCUACCUUACUGACCUUACCGGACUUAUUAAGCCCCAAAGAACUUAUAUGCAAGUCAUAUCAUAAGAUACCCGAUGAAUAAACAGUGUUCUGUUGGCCUGGAGUGUAGUCGUGGUAGAAUCAGAAUGAAAUGGUAUAUAAGUCCUCACAUGCUGGUCAUUGGUGGCAUAAAUCUGGAAAAUCAUCUCUUUUAUGUCUUGAAUAGCCAAAGUGAAGUCGAUAUAUUUAUUAUUUAUUUUUUAAUUUCAUUAAGGAGAAGAUGCCUUGGUAAGUCCAGUAAAGAAGUAUGACUCAUUUUUUUCGCUCUUAUAUGGAAAAUUUGGUG
This is a messenger RNA of Strongylocentrotus purpuratus (purple sea urchin), 1564 nucleotides long. RefSeq lists its product as uncharacterized. NCBI's taxonomy places the organism in Eukaryota, Metazoa, Echinodermata, Echinoidea, Camarodonta, Strongylocentrotidae. The coding region runs from base 546 to 1253 and encodes 235 amino acids. The record is from RefSeq and is a predicted model, not a curated record. The transcript is spliced from 2 exons.